Molecule: messenger RNA, 2348 nt
Organism: Sinocyclocheilus grahami
Lineage: Eukaryota; Metazoa; Chordata; Actinopteri; Cypriniformes; Cyprinidae
Product: Golgi apparatus protein 1-like
Exons: 17
Coding region: 30-2252 (740 amino acids)
Cellular component (GO): Golgi membrane
Molecular function (GO): fibroblast growth factor binding
Source: RefSeq, a predicted model, not a curated record
AGUAGGAUUCGUAACUUCUCUCAGCGAAGAUGGCGGCGUGUAGACGUGUGCAGCGACUGCUGCUGUUGAUGUUCAUCUGCGGCUGGAUUGGUUCUGCUCAUGGAGGCAAAUCGGACACUGAAAACGCCGCAGAGAAUGCCGAAAGAGGUAAAAAUGGAGCGGGAGAGGGGAAAGCGGCGGCGCCGGACGGGGCCUCCUCGGUGCGGCGCAGCGGCGGCUGGAAGCUCGCGGAGGAGGCGGCCUGUCGGGAGGACGUGAGCCGGAUCUGCCCCAAACACGCCUGGAACAACAACCUGGCCGUGCUCGAGUGCCUGCAGGACCGAAAAGACGAGACUGAAAUCGCUGCAGACUGCAAUCAUCUGCUAUGGAACUAUAAGUUCAAUCUGACGACUGAUCCAAAGUUCGAGUCUGUCGCCGUUGAGGUGUGCAAGACCACCAUCAGUGGGAUUAAGGAGUGUGCCGCUGAGGAACGUGGGAAGGGUUACCUGGUGUCGUGUUUAGUAGAUCACCGCACCAACAUCUCAGAGUACCAGUGUAACCAGUACAUCACCAAGAUGACCAGCAUCGUCUUCAGCGAUUACCGGCUGAUUUGCGGCUUCAUGGACAAGUGCAAGGACGACAUCAACAAACUGCACUGUGGAAGCGUCAACACUGGAGACAAGGACAUCCACUCUCAGGGCGAGGUGAUCGCGUGUCUGGAGAAAGGCCUGGUGAGUGAAGCCGAGGAGCAGCCGGCCAUCACCAUCAAAGAGGACUGUAAGAAGUCAAUCAUGCGUGUGGCCGAACUCUCCUCCGACGACUUCCACCUCGACCGCCAUCUCUACUUCGCCUGUCGGGAAGACCGCGAACGCUACUGCGAAAACACUCCAGCAGGAGAAGGAAAGGUCUACAAAUGUCUGUUCAACCACAAAUUUGAGGAGAGCAUGUCGGACAAAUGCAAGGACGCUCUUUCCACUCGUCAGAAGCUGAUCGCUCAGGACUACAAGGUCAGCUACUCACUGGCUAAAGCCUGCAAACCGGACCUGCGGAAAUACCGCUGCAACAUGGACACGGCCAUGCCUCGAGCCAGAGAGGCCAAGCUCUCGUACCUGCUGCUGUGUCUGGAGGCAGCCGUGCACCGAGGUCAAACUGUGAGCGGCGAGUGUCAGGGAGAGAUGCUGGACUACAGGCGCAUGCUGAUGGAAGAUUACUCGCUCAGUCCCGAGAUCGUGCUGCAUUGCAGAGGGGAGAUUGACACGCACUGCUCUGGCCUGCACCACAAGGGUCGAACCCUGCACUGCCUCAUGAGGGUGUCCCGGGACAAGGGCAUCUUGGAAGGCCACUGCCAGAAAGCUCUCCAGACACUGAUACAGGAAACAGACCCCGGGGCUGACUAUCGCAUUGAUCGCGCUCUGAAUGAGGCCUGCGAGUCCGUCAUCCAGACCGCCUGCAAACACAUCCGAAACGGAGACCCCAUGAUCCUGUCUUGUCUGAUGGAGCAUCUGUACACUGAUAAGAUGGUUGAAGACUGUGAACACAGAUUGCUAGAGCUGCAGUACUUCAUCUCCAGAGACUGGAAACUGGACCCUAUCCUGUACAAAAAGUGUCAGAACGAUGCGUCCCGCAUCUGUCACACUCACGGCUGGAACGAGACCAGCGAGUUCAUGCCGCCCGGAGCCGUUUUCUCCUGUCUGUACCGGCACGCUUACCGCACCGAGAUGCAGGGACGACGGGGUUCAUCAGAAACUUCUGAUGUAAGUUCGGACGAGAGGUCAAAUUUAUCUCGGGACUGUAAAACGGAGGUUCAGAGGAUCCUCCACCAGAGGGCCCUGGAUGUGAAACUGGAUCCGGAGCUGCAGCAGCGAUGCAUGACAGACCUUGGGAAGUGGUGCAGUGAGAAGACUGAAGCUGGACAGGAAUUGGAGUGCUUACAGGAUCAUUUAGAUGAACUGGUCACUAGCUGCAGGGAUGUGGUGGGAAACCUCACAGAAUUGGAGUCCGAGGACAUUCAGAUUGAGGCCUUGUUGAUUCGAGCCUGUGAACCCGUGAUCCAGUCCUACUGUCAUGAGGUGGCCGAUAAUCAGAUAGACACAGGGGACUUGAUGGAGUGUCUCGUUGCUAAUAAGCACCAGAAGGAAAUGAACGAGAAAUGCACCGUCGGAGUCACACACUUCCAGCUGAUCCAGAUGAAGGACUUUCGCUUCUCGUACAAGUUCAAGAUGGCGUGCAAGGAGGACGUGCUCAAACUGUGCCCCAACAUCAAAAAGAAGUGAGCGCCUGGCUGUCAAACAAAGCAAAUGUUUCAUAACUGCUUUUAUGCGUUUUUUUGCAUUUAUGCAAGUUUUAUGUUGUCCUCAAGAGUAAUAUUG